This is a messenger RNA of Exophiala spinifera, 795 nucleotides long. RefSeq lists its product as uncharacterized. The record is from RefSeq and is a predicted model, not a curated record. The transcript is spliced from 2 exons. Bases 1 to 795 code for a protein of 264 amino acids. Lineage: Eukaryota; Fungi; Ascomycota; Eurotiomycetes; Chaetothyriales; Herpotrichiellaceae.
AUGUCGACAUCAGUGGUGCUAUUGACCGGCGCGGGCAGUGGUAUAGGGUUAUGCGUCCUGACACAACUGUUGGAGAAGCAACCAAGUCCACGAGUUCAGGUCCUGACGUUGUGCCCGACGCCCGAGUUGACCGCGCUGGAGACCAAGUACGGCAAGACUCAGCUGAAUGUCGUCUACGGAGAUGCAUGCAAUACGUGGACCGUGGAAAAGGCGGUUCAGGAGACGAUGGCAAACUUUGGCGCAAUGACACACCUCAUAAGCUGCAUCGGGACGAUGCUGCCGGUGCAAACCAUCCGACACGUUCCCAUGGCGGAGUACAGAAAUAUCUUCGACAUCAAUUACUUUUCGGUGGUCGACCUCGUGCAGCGGUCGUUGCCACACCUGGCGGCGUCCGCGACAAUCCGGAAACCGACCGUCAUCAUCGUGACGAGCGGCGUGGAUUCGACGGUGUUGUACCGAGGCUGGAGCGGCUACUGUACGUCCAAAGCCGCGCUGACGCGGUUCGUCCACCUGCUCGCGCACGAGGAGCGAGACAUGGACGUGUACGGCGUGCUCCCGCUCGUCACCAGGUCGCCCAUGGUGGAGAAGAUCUUCAACGGCGAGUACGACGACGUGAUGGUGCCCGAGGAACGGGAGAGGUUCGACGUCUGGGCCAAAGAAGGCAAGAUUGAGCCGCCCGAAUAUAUUGCCCAGUCCAUCGUCAAGGCUGCCAUGGGCGAGAUCACGGCCGAGUCGAAGGAGGUGGAGAGAAACGAUUGCGGCGCGUUGUUCAUCGGGAGUUUGUAUCAGAAAUGA